AUGUCGAAAAGUGAGACAAAAGAAAUAACUAUACGGCAACUGUACACAGAGCUGAAUAAACACUGUUCCAGUGCCGAAUACGACAAGGCACUCAAGGCUGCUAAUAAAAUUAUCGGUCUCGACGCGACCGAAUGGAAAGCGGCCAAGUGUAAGCUGGUCUGCCUGAUUCAAAACGGAAAGUUCGACGAGGUGCUAAAGUUUAUCGAACGUGGCACAUCCAUCCCGGACACUACAUUCGAGAAAUCGUACAGCGAGUAUCGGCUAAACAGGGCCGAAGAUGCGUUUCGCACGAUCCAGUCCGGGCUACCAGCUGGGACGGGUGGCGGAGGCGUUGAACAAUGGGCUGGACUUGCGCCGAAUCUGAAGGAGCUGCUGGCACAGAUCUUGUACCGGUUGGAGCGGUUUGACGAGUGUUUCGAGCUGUACCGGAACAUCAUCAAGAAUACGCACGACGACUACGAUGAUGAGCGUCGAACGAACAUGAGCGCAGUGGCCGCAAAUCGAUGCAUCGUCGGUGGUAGUGUCGACAAGCAGCAACAGCUGGCUGCCAUGAAUCUGCCCGAGGACACGUACGAGCUGACGUACAAUGCGGCAUGUGCAUUGGCUGGCCGGAAGGAGUAUGGUGAAGCGGAGCGCAAGUUACGUACGAGCGAGAAGAUGUGCCGCGAUUCGCUCGAAGAGGACGGUGCGACCGAGGAAGACAUUAUUGACGAGAUCACCAUCAUCAAGGUGCAGCUGGCGUACUGCCUGCAGAUGCAGGGUCGGGUAAAGGAAGCAUCGGCAUUGUAUGCAGACGCGCUGCGUCACAAAACGAACGACGCCGCACUGACGGCGGUCGUCAGCAACAAUUUGGUCGUAAUCAACCGCGAUCAGAAUGUGUUCGAUUCGAAGAAAAAAAUGAAGGUGGCCACUUCCGAGCAGGCAGAGCAGAAGCUAACCACUCGGCAAAGGAAGACGAUUGCGUUUAACAACUGCCUGCUGGCGUACUUUGCCAGUCCGGCGGAAUGUGGUUUGUUGGCGAGCCGGCUCGCUAACGCCCAUCCCGACCUAGAGUUCCAAUCGCUGUUGAUCCGCGUGAGUCAGCUCGCACGCGAUAAGAAGUACCGGGAGGCGGUCGAACUGUUGGAGGGAUACGCGCAACGACUGCCCCGUGACCGGACGACCGAAGUACUGCAGGUGCGGUUUGCCAUCGUGCAGCUCCAGCUGGUGGCAGGCAAUCGAAAGGCAGCGAUUGACACGCUCGAAUCGCUCGGGGAAGCUCGCUAUCAGCCGGGCGUCGUGUCGGCCCUGGUGACGUUGCAUCUCGGGUUGGACAACAAGCAGGCCGCCUCAGAGAUACUGAAGAGUGCAGUCGACUGGUACAAGCGGCAAAAGAGCGCUACGAUCAGCGAUGGUGACCUGAGCGAUAUGUGGCGACAAGCGGCCAGCUUCCAUCUGCGCGGUGGCGAACCGGAAACGGCCGCCAAAAGUCUGGAGGAACUGCUAAGAACCCAUCCGGAUGAUAUGAAGCUGCUGGCACAGCUGGUCAUUGCGUACGCCCAGUUCGAUCCGAAGCGUGCCCAGCAGGCGAGUAAGCGGUUGCCGGCACUGGAAACACUUACCACGGUAUCCGAGAUUGAUGCGCUCGAGGCAACGAACUGGAUGAUGAUAGCGAAGGCAGUCCGACGCAAGCAAAAUCUGCCUGGUGGUGGCCGCACCACCGGUGAUCAGUCGCCCGGUGCCGGCACACCGUCGGCCGAACAGCAGGCCGCAGCCCGCAAGCAAAAGCGCAAGAAGCGUAAGGGCAAACUGCCAAAGAACUACAUCAUCGGUGUGCUACCCGAUCCGGAACGUUGGCUGCCGCGUUACGAACGUACCGGCUACCGGAAGAAGCGCGAUCGCCGCGUAAAGGAAGUAAUGAAGGGUAGCCAGGGAACCACUUCCGGACAGGCCGAUCAAUUCGACAUGACCAAGGCAUACAACCAGACGAAGAACUCACCCGCGACACCGGGCUCUGGGGGACCGGGUGGCGUUACGCAGCUCGAACAGAUGGCCGCUGCCGCUGCUGCAACUCGCCAAUUGCCACGUAAGAGUCAGCACAAGAAGAAAAAGGGUAAACACUAG
Molecule: messenger RNA, 2103 nt
Organism: Anopheles marshallii
Lineage: Eukaryota; Metazoa; Arthropoda; Insecta; Diptera; Culicidae
Gene: Srp72
Product: signal recognition particle subunit SRP72
Exons: 3
Coding region: 1-2103 (700 amino acids)
Biological process (GO): SRP-dependent cotranslational protein targeting to membrane
Cellular component (GO): signal recognition particle, endoplasmic reticulum targeting
Molecular function (GO): 7S RNA binding; protein binding; ribosome binding
Source: RefSeq, a predicted model, not a curated record